This is a messenger RNA of Dentiscutata erythropus, 139 nucleotides long. The record is from the annotation of a GenBank genome assembly. NCBI's taxonomy places the organism in Eukaryota, Fungi, Glomeromycota, Glomeromycetes, Diversisporales, Gigasporaceae.
CAAUCCUACUAUCGUAAAUAACGCCAGUGGAACUAGCAAAAAUGAUCAAGAAUCAUAUCCACAAAUAAAAAUUCAUAAUUCUAUUACGGUUGAUAAAGAAGUUUUUACUUCUAGUUCAUCAUUGGAUUUAUCAAAUUAA